Messenger RNA from Pseudophryne corroboree (corroboree frog), 5237 nucleotides. RefSeq names its product activator of transcription and developmental regulator AUTS2 (gene AUTS2). The transcript has 20 exons. The record is from RefSeq and is a predicted model, not a curated record. Lineage: Eukaryota; Metazoa; Chordata; Amphibia; Anura; Myobatrachidae. Bases 16 to 3768 code for a protein of 1250 amino acids.
GCUGGUGUGGGUGCAAUGGAUGGCCCACGGUGCAAUGGGUUUCGCAAGAAGAGGAGAUCCAAAUCCCAAAGGGAUAGGGAGAUGGGCUCCAAAGGAGGAUUAGGUGUUGCCAGGACCGGUUCUUUGUUUUUUUCUUCUGGAUCUGAGAAAGAAGACAAUGGGAACCCGACUGUUUCUACCUUGUCCAGACCAAAGCCCCCCAGGAGAAAGAGGAAAGAGUCCUCUUCGGCUGAAGAAGACAUCAUUGAUGGAUUUGCAAUGAGCAGCUUUGUGACUUUUGAGGCUCUGGAGAAAGAUGGAGCUUUGAUGCCAGAUGACCAGGACACCAAGCAGCAGACGCCUCUCAGUAAAAAGAAGCGGGACAUACUCAGCAAUGGACUGUCUUAUAAACCACAAAAGAAUAACAAAUACCGAAACCACAAUGACUCUGACAGGGAAAAUGACUUUAACUUUUGCCAGCAGCUUGGAAAGAAAAGGUUUCAGAAGAGACAACAACAGCUCAAACCAGGACAGAACAGCUGCAUAAACAGCGAUGGUGAGAGUCCAACAAGACAAUCAAAGCCUUCGCAGAGAAACCCUUCCCAUGAGCGACUAAGUGAUAGCUCAGCUGCUUCCAGCUUGGGAACAGGCUACUUUUGUGACAGUGACAGUGAUCAAGAAGAAAAGGUCUCGGAUGCUAGCUCGGAGAAGUUCUUUACAACCAUCCCAAAUAAUGAUACAGAGCUGGGUGUCAGUUUACUGACAACAAACAACAACAAAGAUGCUUCAGGCCCAGUUGUACCCAAAGUGUCAGGACUAGAAAGAAGUCAAGAGAAGAGCCAGGACAGCAUUCCGGAGCUGCCAUUUGAGACUACAGUGUGCAAGGAACACUCUGAAUUAGAGCCACAGCCAUUGCUAUCUUCUCCAGGGCCAGUUGUGAUUUCUCAUUCAGAGACACAAACACAGACACAGUCUGGCCCUCCUCAGCUUCCACAUGCUCCAGUAGAGCAAGAAGCACCGUUGCCACCUCAACCACAAGUACAGCUGCCACCAAAGGCUCAGCCACUCCCUCAGUCGCCUAUUAAUCCAAGCCCUCCCGUAUUGCAAGCACGACCUCCUUCCCAGUCUCUUCCCCAAACUUUCUGCAACUACAACAGUAGAAGCAUAAGUGUGAACAGUUUAAGUAGCAGCAGAAGUAGUACUCCUGCCAAAAGUCAAGUGCCAACAUCUCAUCUGGCUCAUCAUCCUUCCUCUUCUCCGUAUCCUCUGUCGUUACCAAGCCACAGUCCCCUGCAUAGCUUUACACCAACCCUCCAACCUUCUGCUCACCAGCACCACCCAAAUAUGUUUGCCCCACCUGCUGCUUUACCUCCUCCACCACCAUUGACUUCAGGGACACUUCAAGUUCCAGGACACCCAGCUAACAGCACUUACUCAGAGCAAGACCUUCUCAGACAAGAGCUCAACACCCGUUUUUUGGCUUCCCAGAGCGCAGAUCGCGGAGCAUCGUUAGGCCCGCCACCAUAUCUAAGGACAGAAUUCCACCAACACCAGCAUCAGCACCAGCACACGCAUCAGCACACACACCAGCACACCUUCACACCUUUCCCGCACGCCAUCCCACCUACCGCCAUUAUGCCGACUCCAGCACCACCCAUGGUGCGUACCCCAGGCAGAAAUUUUGACAAAUACCCUACAAAAGUUGACCCCUUCUACCGCCACAGUUUAUUCCAUUCUUAUCCUCCGGCUGUAUCUGGCAUUCCUCCGAUGAUUCCGCCCACUGGUCCUUUUGGAUCACUUCAAGGGGCAUUUCAACCUAAGACUUCCAAUCAUAUUGAUGUUGCUGCCAGACCUGGAACUGUCCCUCACACCCUGCUACAGAAGGACCCAAGGCUGACAGAUCCUUUCAGGCCUAUGCUGAGGAAACCUGGUAAAUGGUGCGCAAUGCAUGUUCACAUCGCCUGGCAGAUUUACCAUCACCAACAAAAAGUCAAGAAACAGAUGCAGACAGAUCCACACAAGCUGGAUUUUGGCCUGAAGCCUGAGUUUUUGAGCAGGCCACCAGGUCCGAGCCUCUUUGGAGCUAUCCAUCACCACCCACACCCUCAUGACUUGGCACGCCCUUCAACACUGUUUUCUGCUGCUGGUGGGCCACAUCCUGCUGGAGCCCCUUUUGGCCCUCCGCCUCAUCACAGCAAUUUUCUUAACCCUGCUGCUCACCUUGAACCUUUUAACCGUCCAUCAACAUUCAGUGGUCUAGCUUCCGUGGGCGGAAAUGCCUUUGGGGGUCUUGGAAAUCCUUCAGUCAAAACAACCAGACCCUUCAACCUCUCCCUCAUUAUGGCAUCCAACUCAAUGUUCAGCCAUAAGGAGGGGCCAAAUAUGCAGGGCUUCAACAAUCCACAUGAACCAUGGAAUCGGCUUCAUCGAACACCACCUUCUUUCCCAACGCCUCCGCCGUGGCUGAAGCCUGGAGAGUCAGAACGCAGCUCUUCUGCCACCGCUCAUGACAGAGAUUCAGAGAAAAGAGAAUCGUCCUCUAAAGAUGAUAAGGAAAGGGAAAGUACGGAGAAAAGACACUCAAGUCACCCAUCGCCAGCACCUGUUAGCCAAGUAAAUUCUUUGGGACAUAACCGCAGUUUAUCUGAACAAAGAAGUCACAUAAAUAACGAGGUACGAGAUAAAGAAAAGUCAAAGGACCGUGAAAGGGAUCACGCUGAUUCAUGGAAAGAAGCUAAUGUGGAGGAGCACAAAGCAAAAGAUAACCACAUAACUGAGAAGGAAAGUAAUGUGCAUGAAAGUAGAGCUGUGGAGGAAGCUAAACAGCUAUCAAGGGUUCCUUCACCUUAUGUCAGGCCACCAGUUAUGGAGAGCACUAGACCUAAUAGCACUUCUAACAGAGAUAAUGAGCGAAAAAAUGACACUUAUGAUAAUCAAAAGAAAAAUAAUGAUGUGAAAGUAAAAGAGGAAAGAAAGGAAGAUCAUGAUGUAUUAAUGACUGAAGGGCCUCCCAUCCAUAGGUCCUCUGAACAACCUCCUCCAAUAUCUACUGCAAAUGUUCAUCCAAGUCACUUAGCAUCCAUGCCAAUGGCAGUGGGUGUAACAGGGAUGCAUCCAAUGAACAGUAUUGGUGGUCUAGACAGGACUCGCAUGAUGACUCCUUUUAUGGGCAUAAGCCCUAUUCCAGGGGGUGAACGAUUUCCUUAUCCAUCAUUUCAUUGGGAUCCUAUGCGAGAUCCACUAAGAGACCCAUAUAGAGGACUAGAUAUUCAUAGGCGGGAUCCCCUUGGAAGAGAUUUCUUGUUGAGAAAUGAUCCACUUCAUCGUCUAACCGCACCAAGGUUAUAUGAAACGGACAGGUCAUUCAGAGACAGAGAACCCCAUGACUACAACCAUCAUCACCAUCAUCAUCUUUCUGUUGACCCACGCAGGGAUCACGAAAGAGCAAGCCAAAUGGAAGAGAGGGAAAGAUUACACAUGCUUAGAGAGGACUAUGAACAUGCCCGUCUACACGGAGUUCAUCCAGCUGCACUGGAUGGCCAUCUGCCUCAUCCAAGUUUAAUCACUCCUGGAAUUCCCAGCAUGCAUUAUCCCAGGGUCAGUCCCACAGCAGGACAUCAAAAUGGACUGCUUAAUAAGACUCCCCCAGCAGCAGCACUAAGUGCCCCACCUCCACUUAUUUCUACUUUGGGAGGGCGACCAGGUUCACCCAGGAGGACUACGCCAUUGACCACAGAGAUAAGAGACAGACCUCCUUCUCACACGCUCAAAGAUAUUGAAGCUCGAUAAAGAUAAUGCUUAAAAAAAGCUUUUGGACAAAUAGUCUGCUUAGACUUAAAUCAGUGCAAGACUUGAGAUACAAUCUUUGUACAAAUGUAAAGUCUCCAAGAGCAAUGAUUUUCACUUUUUGUAUAUUACAUGUUGCAAAUUUCCAGACCUUUUAGCCAAUUCAAAUGUUUGUCUUCAACUGAUUUAUUUUACUAAUGUAAAGCAUUUGGUUGGAACUGAAGGAAAUAAUUCAUUACAUCUAUUUGGACUGUAUCAGACUUAUGAUAUAGAAAGAAAAUGUAAAUAUUUAUGUAAAAAAUAUUUGCUUCGUUGGGUAAUGGUUCAUAUAUGCAAAAGGAUAGGAUGAAAGCUUUACUGUGUACAAAUGUAAAUAGACAUAACAUAAUACAAUAAUACUUCUUAAACUGUGCAGUUUACAACCUUACUAUUUAAAACACAGUCUGCUCAUACUGUGUUGUGUAUUUUAUUAGAGACAACUAAAUCCCCUCAACUAUGCAAUUUAUUUUGGAGGCUUUAAGCAUAAAGCCAUUAUAACAAAAAUGGAGCAUUUUCCACCCUUACACAAUAACUAAAGUCAUACUGUCCCUGAGAAACUCAGUGUGCAAUACCUAUUGUCUUUUUAUUCAUCCACCUGUAUUUUAGGUAUGCUGUACUCAACACUCUGAAAACAGAUAACAAAUAAGUUUCCAAUUAAGAGAGAUCCUCCUACCAUAUAAGGCUGGACUAAUGUGUCCAACAUGGAAAAUAGCAUGUCAGUAAAAUCCAGGUCAAUGGAAUAGGGAAUGGCUUAGUGUGGAUUUGGCGUAUUUUGUCAGCCCUUUAUGCCUAUGGCCAAACUGAUCACUUAGAGAGUAAGUCACCCAGGCAAUUUGUAUCAGGUGUCCAGUUCAUGAUCCACUAUUUAACUUAAAUACUUGUUUAUAUCUACUUGAUUGGAGAAGAUAUGACUUUACCUGAAGAAAUAACUUACAUAUUUGGUUUACUGGGUUGUAAAUUAUAUAUAUGAAAUAAACAUAGUUCUUUGGUCUUCUAGUGUAUUAAAGUGAUAUCUUAAGUUGUUAUCCUGUUUUGGCAAAAGCAAAACAAUGAAUAAAACUCCAGAAAGUUGUUUCUAAUAAGCAGAGAUCUAUUUUAGUAGUCAACUGAAGGUUUAGUUGUGAGCUUCAGAUUUUGUGAACUCCAGAUGUUGUGCAGUGUUUUUUAAGGAGCAAAUCCUCCCAGAAGAAUAUGUACACUGGAACAGUAGUGGUAGCUUUCAGUAUUGUAAAGAAAUUGUUAUAUACCAACCUUUUGCUGUUUAUUCUGUAUGUAAGAAAUUCCUUUUUAGAUCAUAUGUAAAGAGGAAAAAAAAGAGAACUGAAAGGAAAAAAAAACAUAAAAAUGAAGCGACUCGAUCUUCAGCAUGUUCCUCAUCAGCGAAGACUUGUGUUAUGUAAAUUGUGCCAUGUUAUUAAAAAAUGUGAACUAAG